Molecule: messenger RNA, 4425 nt
Organism: Ambispora leptoticha
Lineage: Eukaryota; Fungi; Glomeromycota; Glomeromycetes; Archaeosporales; Ambisporaceae
Source: the annotation of a GenBank genome assembly
AUGAAUAUAUCGCACCCUAUUGGAACCGAAAUUCACUCGGUCGCUUUCUCAUGCUAUAGCCCUGAAGAAAUACGGAAACUAUCCGUAAAACGGAUUACACAUCCGGAGGUUUUUGAUAAUUUAAACCAGCCAACCACGGGUGGGCUGUACGACUUGGCCUUGGGACCUUUUGAACGCGACGAAAAUCAAGACGAAGCAACUAUCUUACAGCGAGGAAAAUCUGCACCCCAUAGAUAUUUGACACCGACGGAUGUUCGUAAGCAUCUCGAUCUGUUAUUUCAAAAAGAGUCUACACUUUGUUCGUUAUUAUAUGGUCGUCACGGACUGCUUUCAUCGCGAUUUUACCUUCGCGAUAGAUCAAUACACGGAUAUCGUGAUAACAGCAGCAGCAGUAAAUCAAAUACAAUACACGUUAACGCAGAUAUUUUCUUUCUUGAAUUGAUUGCUGUUCCACCAACUCGUUUUCGUCCGAUAUCCGUCGUUGGCGAUAAACAACUGGAAAAUACACAUAAUACACAUUUCAAAAGAAUUCUUAAAGCUUGCGCAAAAUUCUCAAUAAAUGCACAGAACGAUAUCACUAAGAAAAAAGAUGAGGCAGGGAUAGGAGAUUACAAUAGUGCUGAGAAAACAAACAUCAGUAAAAAGGAAAAACUUCAAAGUCUUUUGAAUGCAUGGAAUGAAUUACAAUCUGCUGUCAAUGGGUUAAUUGAUACCACGAAAGCUGCUCACUUAGCUUCUAGAGGGCGACAAAUCUUACCUAGUGGAAUUAAACAAAUCUUGGAGAAAAAAGAGGGUUUAUUUAGGAAACAUAUGAUGGGUAAGCGUGUUAACUAUGCGGCACGUUCAGUAAUUUCUCCUGAUCCGAAUGUAGAAACAUUUGAAAUUGGGAUACCAGUAACUUUUGCUAAAAUUCUGUCGUAUCCCGAACCAGUCACCCAAUACAACAUAAAAGAAAUGCGUGAAGCUGUAAUAAACGGCGCUCAUCAAUGGCCGGGUGCAGUUUCAGUUCAACAUGAAGAUGGAAUGGUUCAAUUAUUAUCACGACUAUCUUUAGAAUCGCGUAUUGCACUUGCCAACCAACUUCUGACUCCACCCGCUAAUCCUUCAAAAUCAAUAUUCGCACUUCCCCCCAAAUCUCCAACCUCAAAUAAAAAAGUGUUACGUCACUUACGCGAUGGUGACAUAUUGCUUUUGAAUCGACAACCGACACUUCAUAAGCCUUCAAUUAUGGCACAUCGGGCUAAAGUGUUGCCUGGUGAGAUGACAAUUCGAAUGCAUUACGCGAAUUGUAAAGCGUAUAAUGCUGAUUUUGACGGGGAUGAAAUGAAUUUGCAUUUCCCACAGAAUGAAAUUGCACGUGCUGAAGCUGAAAUUAUUGGUAACACCAAUGAACAAUAUCUUGAACCUACUUCUGGAUCUCCGUUACGUGGUUUAAUUCAAGAUCAUGUGGUGAUUGGUGUAUGGAUGACAUCGAAAGACACGUUUUUCACAAAGGAGCAGUAUCAUCAGAUACUUUAUAAUGCUCUUAGGCCGGAGGAGAAUUAUGGAACUGUAGCUGUAAAAAUUUUAACAGUUCCUCCUGCUAUACGGAAACCGAAACAAUUGUGGACAGGAAAACAAAUGAUUUCUACAGUGUUAAAGAAUCUAACGUACGGCAUGAUACCACUAAAUCUCACUUCCAAAGCGAAUAUAGCCGUUCGGUAUUGGGGAGGCAGUGCACCAGAAGAGGCGACCGUAAUCUUCAUGGACGGUGAACACUUAACCGGUGUCUUGGAUAAAGGACAAUUUGGUGCAACAGCAUUCGGUCUAGUUCAUGCAUGUUACGAACUGUAUAAUUCUUCAAUUGCUGGUAAAUUACUUAGUAUAUUGGGUCGUCUAUUCACAACUUAUUCACAAUGGCGGGGCUUCUCUUGUCGUAUGGAUGAUUUGAGAUUGACUUCUGAAGGAGAAGAAACUAGACGCAAUUUAAUGCAGAAUACUUCGAAAUAUGGACGAGAUGUUACUUAUAGCUAUGUUGGAUUGAAUCCUGUCGAUGAUAAUAAUAAUAAUAACAUAAAAGAAAAAAAAAGCACAUUAAAAGAAUUCAAAAGUCGGAUAGAAGAAGUAUUCCGUGAUAAUGAAAAACAGCGAGGCUUAGAUGCCUCAAUGAAAUCGAAAAUGAAUAAUUUGACAUCAUCAAUUAUUAAUGAAUGCAUACCUAACAAAUUGCACAUCAAAUUCCCUGCAAAUAAUAUGCAAAUGAUGACUGUCUCGGGUGCAAAAGGAAGCAAUGUAAAUGUCUCGCAAAUUUCUUGUGCUUUAGGUCAACAAGAAUUGGAAGGACGACGUGUACCAGUUAUGGUUAGCGGCAAGACACUGCCUUCUUUUCUUCCAUAUGAGACUGCUCCACGUUCCGGUGGUUUCAUAAGUGGCAGAUUCUUGACUGGAAUUAAACCGCAAGAAUACUUUUUCCAUUGCAUGGCUGGCCGUGAAGGAUUAAUCGAUACAGCUGUGAAAACAAGUCGCUCUGGUUACUUGCAGCGAUGCUUAAUCAAACAUUUGGAAGGCUUACGUGUACAUUACGAUCACACAGUCCGUGACAGUGAUGGAUCUGUAAUUCAGUUUCAUUACGGUGAAGAUUCAUUGGACGUCACCAAACAAAAAUAUCUCUAUCAAUUUAAUUUCAGUGUAGAUAAUUUUGAUGCAUUCUCGAAAAAAUAUCAUAUCGGAAAAUUUGUUCAUGGUAUUGACCAGAAACAAGCUAUAGAAUAUUUGAAAAAAGCGUUACCGAGUCCAGAUAAAUAUGAUCCAGUCUUAUCGGUGUUUACUCCAAGUCGAAAUAUUGGUAGUGUUUCGGAAAAAUUCGAAUCUGAUUUAACUGAGUAUGUUAAAAAAAAUAAAAGGGAGUUAAAAUCACGCUGGAAAAAAAAGAUAUCAAAGGGUGACUUUGGGGCUUUAAUGUAUUUGCGAUAUCUUCAUUCACUUGUCGAACCCGGUGAAUCGGUUGGAGUACUCGCCGCUCAAGGUGUUGGUGAACCAUCCACUCAAAUGACAUUAAACACCUUUCAUUUUGCAGGAUUUGGUGCCAAAAACGUAACACUAGGUAUUCCGCGUCUGCGUGAGAUAAUUAUGACCGCCUCUGCAGAAAUCAAAACCCCAAUGAUGACAUUGCCCUUACUUCCACAUCUUACCGAUGAGUUGGCCGACAAAUUCGCUCGAACCAUUUCUCGAUUAACUUUGGCAGAGGUUGUGGAUAAUGUAACGAUAACUGAGAAAUUAGAAAAUAAGUCCCCAAGAAUAUUCAACAAAACGUAUACGAUAAAGCUUAAUUUUUUCCCUCAAGAAGAAUAUAUGGAGGAAUAUGGAAUUUUACCGGCGUUGAUUCAGGAAGUGAUUGAGGAACGAUUCUUGAAUAUUUUGGAAGCCUCUAUAAAACGAUUGCUUAAAGGAAAAAGCAGCGAAAAAUCAUCCGAAAUAGAUUAUAAGGAAGCAUUAGAAGAUUUUGCUAUACCCUCUCAAAAUAUCGAUAAUUAUAAGCAGACGAAUGUCGAUGAUACAACUGUAGAUAGUGAUGCAGAAUAUGAUUCUGAUAACGGAGACGACGAUGCAACCACUGCAAGAAUUAAUUCAAGACGUAAACAAUUAACGAGCUAUGAAGAACCAGAUGAGGAUGACCUGGAAAUAAUUAGACGAGCCGAUGAAAAUUCUGAUAUUGAAGACGAAUACGCUAAUACAUCAAAGAAAGAUGAAAAGACUGAGGCAGAAACAGAUAUAGAGACGGAAAAUGCAAGAAUCAUAGAGAAAUUAAUAUAUGUCUCUCGAUAUUCUUUUGCUCGGGAUGGUGCUUCCUGUAAAAUUGACUUGAAGUUUCCCCCAAACACACAGAAAAUCUUAUUAUUGGAUAUAGUGGAAAAAAUAUGUAAAGAUAUAUCAUUGAGAGAAAUCAAAGGCAUUAAUAAAUGUUAUUCUAUCGUUAACGAGAAAUCAAAUGAUACUUCGAAAUCACUUGCAACGGAAGGAACAAAUCUUCAAGGUAUCUGGCUAUUCUCUGAAAUAAUCGACAUCAAUAAAAUAUACACGAAUGAUAUCGCCGCGAUGUUAAGAACUUACGGCGUGGAGGCAGCACGCGCGACAAUCAUUAAAGAAAUUUCGAAUGUGUUUGGUGCGUACGGGAUAAAAGUAGAUCUUCGACAUUUAACGUUAAUUGCUGAUUAUAUGACUUUUGAAGGAAAAUAUAAACCAUUUAGUCGCCACGGAAUCGAUUCAAACAUAUCACCGUUCCUCAAAAUGAGCUACGAAACUACGUGUAAUUUCCUAAGAGAAGCUGCACUAUUUGGAGAAUUUGAUACACUUUCUUCGCCUUCUUCGAGAUUGGUCGCUGGAAAAGUAGUCGAAUCUGGUACAGGCGCGUUUAGAAUAUUACAACCUAUCAAUGCCAAUUUCUAG